This is a messenger RNA of Pyricularia oryzae 70-15, 1470 nucleotides long. RefSeq lists its product as uncharacterized. Lineage: Eukaryota; Fungi; Ascomycota; Sordariomycetes; Magnaporthales; Pyriculariaceae. The record is from RefSeq and is a predicted model, not a curated record. Gene Ontology annotation, molecular function: monooxygenase activity; oxidoreductase activity, acting on paired donors, with incorporation or reduction of molecular oxygen; heme binding. The transcript has a single exon. Bases 1 to 1470 code for a protein of 489 amino acids.
AUGUUUACACCAAAACCACAGCGGACCCUGGGCACGUCGCUGGACGGCCCUCAUCCCCCAGUGGUCAACAUUCCCGCUGAGGUUCGUCGCUCGUACAAAGUGAACGAUGCCUACAGCAAAGCCCUGGACCAGCAUGGCCCGGUCAUCAUGGUUCCCAGGCACGGGCGCAACGAAUACGUUAUCGAUCAUCGAUACGCCAGUGUGCUGCUGACCGACACCAAGCGGUUCAACUUUGACAAGGCGGUCUUUGACCUGCUUCAUUUUGGCUUUAUCGCAGUAGCCGACAAUGGCGUCUUUGUUAACGACAUAGACCAGGCGGUGGAGGGGAAUGUUCAACCUCGAAUGAACGCCAUCAUUGCAAAGAUAUUCCCCGUCUUUCGACAGUAUUUUGACCGCAUGGAGGACGAGGUGCCCAAGCCGGCCGAGACCAAGGAGUAUACCACCAUCAGCGACAUGUUCAGUCGGAUGCAGCUUGCUGUCGCACACGCCAUGGUGGUCAUGGUUGUAGGCGAGGAGCAUGCCGGUCCGGAGCUGGCAGGUCAUUUUGCGGCCGUCGCCGUCGCCAUGGCCCGUAUGACGGGCAUGGACGAGAGCACAGACGAAUGGACCUGGUUUCCCAAGCUGUGGGUCCUCUUCAACGGACUCUCUGCCGUGUUCCUCACCAUCGUCCCCAGAUUCUUCUUCACGGUUGCACCUCUCCUUUGGAAAACCCGGGGUGAACAUCUCGCCAACGGCCUGGCCGCCCGCCAUGGCAUUCACGUGCCGGUGUUUGACCUCCUUUUGGUCAAACACUACCACGAAAAGCAGGGACUGUGGGCGCUCCUGGGCUUCUUCCGAUGCCUCAUCAUCGUCAUUGGCCUGAUAUUCGCCUCCAUUCACCAGACCGUCGUCGGCGGCAUGUGGCAGCUCAUCAAGCUGACCGAAAAGCAAGACGAGUACCUCGCGGCAAUCCGCGCCGAGUUCGAGGCUGUCGUCCCGCCGGGUGAGCUGAUGACGGUGCCCAAGCUGGCCCAGCUACGGCUGCUCGACUCGUUCAUACGUGAGGUGUUUAGGACCAAGGGUGACUGCUGGGGACCCGUGAGGGAGACCACCCAGCCGGUACGCGUGGGCCCGUACGUAAUUCCCAAGGGUGCCAUGUGCAUCGUUCUAAUCGGGCGGGCGCAUCAGCACCCGGACAAUUACGGACCCGACGGCAAGAAGUUUGACGGGACCCAAUGGGUGGAGAAGGGCAAGCCCGCUUCUCAAACCUCGCACGACUAUCUUCCCUUUGGCCACGGCCGCUGGGCCUGCCCAGGUCGACACCUAGCCAUCCACGAGAUCAAAAUCAUGCUUUAUUUCCUCUUUACAAAGUUUGACAUCAAACUCCGUGCCAACACAUAUCGUGUCAAAAACACCAUUAACACCACUACGGUCGCUCCCGAAGCAACAUUUCUUGUACGACGGAGGGCGGAGUACAACGGGACAGUCUGA